UUAGAGGAGGAAAACAAGAAAAAAAAAUAUUCUGAACCAAUGGACUGCAGACACAGUACAGGAGAUGACCAGAGACUGCGGACACAGUACAGGAGAUGACCAGAGACUGCAGACAGUACAGGAGAUGACCAGAGACUGCAGACAUAGUACAGGAGAUGACCAGAGACUGCGGACAGUACAGGAGAUGACCAGAGACUGCGGACACAGUACAGGAGAUGACCAGAGACUGCGGACACAGUACAGGAGAUGACCAGAGACUGCGGACACAGUACAGGAAAUGACCAGAGACUGCGGACACAGUACAGGAGAUGACCAGAGACUGAGGACACAGUACAGGAGAUGACCAGAGACUGCGGACACAGUACAGGAGAUGACCAGAGACUGCGGACACAGUACAGGAGAUGACCAGAGACUGCGGACACAGUACAGGAGAUGACCAGAG
Staurois parvus is the source of this 442-nucleotide messenger RNA. Lineage: Eukaryota; Metazoa; Chordata; Amphibia; Anura; Ranidae. The record is from the annotation of a GenBank genome assembly.